Molecule: messenger RNA, 1140 nt
Organism: Postia placenta MAD-698-R-SB12
Lineage: Eukaryota; Fungi; Basidiomycota; Agaricomycetes; Polyporales; Adustoporiaceae
Exons: 5
Coding region: 1-1140 (379 amino acids)
Biological process (GO): protein import into mitochondrial matrix
Cellular component (GO): TIM23 mitochondrial import inner membrane translocase complex
Source: RefSeq, a predicted model, not a curated record
AUGAGCUUUGCCAGGGCCAAGCUGAGCUUGCGGUGGACGUGCCUAGCGCAACCCACUGCCCAGUCCUCCCGAGCAUCACAUGCAGGAGCACGACGGUUCCGCGUUGUGGUCUGUCGAUCGUAUGCGACGGCUCAGAAUGAUCGAGUGACGACCUCCUCUCUCCUCACGUCUGCGCUGGACCAGAAGCAGCGUACUUCACAGCGUGAUGACUACGUUGGGCCCUUCCAGAUGGGUUUGACCCCUCCAACACCACAGAGUGGCGAGAACGUGAAGAAAUGGUCACAGCUGAGUACCGCGGGCAAAGUGGCACGUACUACAGCUCGCACAACCAAUCUGGCUGUCAUCCUUCUCGGCGCGGGUCUUUCUACUGUUCUCAUCUAUGCCUUGACCUCGGAGCUGUUUUCGAAAAAUUCGGCCACUGUGCUGUACGGACAAGCCUGCGAGAAGAUCAAAGCUUCUCCCAAGCUCGCCAAGUUCUUGCACGGCUCGCUCUCAUUCCACAACAACCCGCCGUCAGACACACGUCCGCGGCAUCGAAACCACCAGGUUGCAUCGCAGGUUGUGGUUGAUCAAUACGGAAGAGAGCACAUGCUGCUUCAUUUCUGGGUCCAAGGACGUCCACCAGGGACGUCCGCGCCCGAUUCCGACUCAGAAUCCUACGUUGACAAGGCCGUACACUGGACGAAGGAGACUGUCGCACACGUGUCGGAGAUGUCGGUCGACGAGAUGGUCGAGAAUGUCAAGACGCGUGCGGAAGCGGGUCUUGACACUGCGAAGCAGCUGUUCAAGUUCCUCAGCGGCGAUCCUGUCGCGCGAUCUCAUUCUGAGGUACCAGCAAGACCUGAAGUAAAAUCCAGAGAAGAGGAGAAGGGAUGGACAUCGGGUUUCACAGGCCUUUUUUCGGGCUUGCGAGGCACAUCACAAAGCACUACGGAGAAGCGCUCGGAUGCAGCAGAUGGAGGGGCAUAUACUGAGGGAGAAGUACACGCGGAUUUAGUCAUGAAUGACAAAGGUUUCUUCGAGUUCCGGUACCUCUUCGUGGACGUUCCUAACUCUCAUAGCUGGGGCACGAAACGGGUGUUCGUCGAGCGGUCGGACGGUGUGAGAGAAAAUGAGCCGAUACUGUCAUGGCGUUCAUGA